AUGGCUACUGAGCCAUCACAAGGCCUUGUGGAACAAGGGUCCUACCCACAGCGUUUAGCAUUCGGCUUGUCUUUGGGCUACCAGCGCUCCCUGUUUGAAGAUGCCCUAAGCCUACCUCUGCACUUCAAGCAGCCUUAUCUGGAGCCGGCCUGCGGUCACAGCUAUGGAGGGCAUCUAUCAUGCCUGCCUUUCCCUGAACACCUGGCCACAUACAACUGUUCCUUUGAGCCAGCGUUCAUUCGCAAGCGCAACGAACGAGAGAGGCAGAGGGUCCGGUGCGUGAAUGAGGGUUACACAAGACUCCGGGAACAUCUGCCCCAGGGGUGCGAGGACAAGAGACUAAGCAAGGUAGAGACACUACGUGCAGCCAUCAGCUACAUUAAACACCUGCAGAACCUGCUGGAGUUCCGGCUGCCUGACACCAUGGUAUCCACAUCUCCCGGGAGGGACAGAAGAAUUGAAGAUAGCACAGGGCUCUCUGAGUGCAACAGUGACGGGGAGUCCAAACACAGUCUGAGUGACAAUGGGGAUCCAUGCUACUGA
Messenger RNA from Electrophorus electricus (electric eel), 543 nucleotides. RefSeq names its product achaete-scute homolog 4. The record is from RefSeq and is a predicted model, not a curated record. NCBI's taxonomy places the organism in Eukaryota, Metazoa, Chordata, Actinopteri, Gymnotiformes, Gymnotidae. Gene Ontology annotation, biological process: regulation of transcription by RNA polymerase II; developmental process. Gene Ontology annotation, molecular function: DNA-binding transcription factor activity, RNA polymerase II-specific; RNA polymerase II transcription regulatory region sequence-specific DNA binding; protein dimerization activity.